AUGGGCCCCGCUCUCCUGCUCUGCUGCUGCCUGCUGGGCAGCGGCCGCGCCCUGCGGGCAUUUGGACAGGAUGAAAACAUGGUGCAGCUGCCCGGGGGGACGUUUCAGAUGGGAUCCGCUUCCCUGGAGAAGAGGAACGAAGAGGGACCCGUCAGGUUGGUGACGGUGAAGCCGUUUGCUGUCGACAAAUAUCCCGUCACAAACAGGGAUUUCAGGGAGUUUGUUAGAGAAAAGAAAUACAAAACAGAAGCAGAAGCAUUUGGCUGGAGCUUUGUCUUUGAGGAUUUCGUAUCUGAAGAGCUGAAAAAAAAAGUCACGCAAAAACUGGAGUCUGCCCCUUGGUGGCUGCCCAUCGAGAAGGCUUUUUGGCGACAGCCCUCGGGUCCUGGCUCCAGCAUAAAGGACAGGCUGGAUUACCCAGUGCUGCACGUGAGCUGGAACGACGCACGUGCGUUCUGCGCCUGGAAAGGGAAGAGGCUCCCGGCGGAGGAGGAGUGGGAGUUUGCUGCCAGGGGAGGACUGGAGCAAAGGGUGUAUCCCUGGGGAAACAAGUUUCAGCUGAACCGUACAAAUCUGUGGCAGGGUGAGUUCCCAAGGGUCGACACAGCUGAAGACGGUUAUCACGGCGUCUCACCGGUGGCAGCAUUCCCUCCUCAGAACAACUAUGGGCUCUACGACCUGCUGGGAAACACCUGGGAGUGGACAGCGUCGGAGUACCUGACCCCAGGGCUCUCAUCGAGGCAGCGUGCUCAGAACAUGCAGGUCCUGAGAGGUGCCUCGUGGAUUGACACUGCAGAUGGGUCCGCAAAUCAUAAAGCUCGUGUUACUACCAGAAUGGGGAACACACCAGACUCAGCCUCUGACAACCUCAGCUUCCGCUGUGCUGCCGACAUCCCGCCCGUCAUGGCCGAGAAAAGCCGGACCAAACCCGAGCUCUGAAGGUCACUUGGGGAGACCUGAAGGCACUUUCUCCUGUGGAGACGAACAAUAACCCCCAGCAGUCACUUUCA
Gavia stellata (red-throated loon) is the source of this 1010-nucleotide messenger RNA. It is a transcript of the gene SUMF2, whose product is annotated as sulfatase modifying factor 2. The record is from RefSeq and is a predicted model, not a curated record. The transcript has 9 exons. Gene Ontology annotation, cellular component: endoplasmic reticulum. The coding region runs from base 1 to 939 and encodes 312 amino acids. NCBI's taxonomy places the organism in Eukaryota, Metazoa, Chordata, Aves, Gaviiformes, Gaviidae.